Phaedon cochleariae (mustard beetle) is the source of this 675-nucleotide messenger RNA. Lineage: Eukaryota; Metazoa; Arthropoda; Insecta; Coleoptera; Chrysomelidae. The record is from the annotation of a GenBank genome assembly.
CACGGGUUGAGAAGUCAGUGUUGUGUGGUUUACAGUACAGUGCAAGAUAACGAAUAAUUAUGUUCGCCAAGAUCGUAGCUCUUUCUGCUCUCGUAGCAUGCAGUCAAGCAGGACUUAUUGGUGGAGGACAUGGAUAUGGGCUUGCUGCAGCUCCAAUCGCUAUCGCCCAUGCUGCCCCAGUACACCAAUCUGUUGACUAUUACGCCUACCCCAAAUACGAGUUCAACUACGGAGUAGCCGACGGCCACACCGGAGACCACAAGUCCCAAAAGGAAGUCCGCGACGGCGACGUAGUCAAGGGUUCCUACACCGUAGCCGAACCCGAUGGUACCCUACGUACCGUCCACUACACCGCUGACGACCACAACGGCUUCAACGCCGUCGUAACCAGAUCCGGACACGCUGUGCACCCCCAGGUGGUCACCAAGUCCAUCGCUGUCGCUCCCGUCGCCAUUGCUGCUGCUCCCAUCGCUCUUGGUCACGGAGGUCUUGGAGGACUUGGUCAUGGAGGACUUGCAGGACUUGGUCAUGGAGGUUACUCGCUCGGCGGACACGGAUACCAUUGAAUGAUCUCGAAUGCUUAGAAUGUUGCUCAUUUGUGUAUAUACCUCAUGUUUGUUUUGUUAGUUUUCUCAUAGCCUUUGUCUUCACGCCAUAUUUAUUUUUGUGUACUCG